Messenger RNA from Scleropages formosus (Asian bonytongue), 2716 nucleotides. Its product is annotated as cell wall protein DAN4-like. Bases 51 to 2330 code for a protein of 759 amino acids. Lineage: Eukaryota; Metazoa; Chordata; Actinopteri; Osteoglossiformes; Osteoglossidae. The transcript is spliced from 11 exons. The record is from RefSeq and is a predicted model, not a curated record.
CUGGAGACAGGUAAGUAGAGGACCCAAGUGCAGACCCCCCGUGAAGCACUAUGGGUUUCCUGGUAAAUCUGUGUGUGCUGCAGCUGCUCCUCCUCUGUAAGGAGAUCAAGGCCCAGAAUGUGACCAACGCAUCUACAACCACUUUUGAGACAACUGUUGAGCCUGAAAUGACCACCACAGCCACAACCACUUUGGAAAGCACUACUGAGCCUGAAACGUCCACAACAUCGACAACCACUUCAGAGACCACAACUGAACCCGAAACGACCACCACACCUACAGACACUUUGGAGAGCACUACUGAGCCAGAAACAACCACGACAUCUAGAACCACUUCGGAGACCACUACUGAGCCCUGGACGACCACCACAUCUACAACCACUGCAAUGACCACUACUGCACUCCGUACAACCACCAGAUCUACAACCACUGCGAGGACCACAACUAAACCCCGCACAACUACCAGAUCUACAACCACUGCGAGGACCACAACUACACCCCGCACGACCACCAGAUCUACAACCACUGCGAGGACCACUACUAUGCCCCGUACGACCACUAGAUCUACAACCACUGCAAGGACCACUACUACACCCCGUACAACCACCAGAUCAACAACCACUGCAAGGACCACUACUACUCCCCGUACAACCACCAGAUCAACAACCACUGCGAGGAGCACUACUAUGUCCCAUAUUACCACCAGAUCUACAACCACCGUUAGGACCAGUACUACGCCUCAAACAACCACAACACCUACAACCACUUCGGAGACCACUACUGAACCCGAAACGACAACCACACCUACAACCACUUCAGAGACCACUACUGAGCCCCCAACGACCACUACAUCCACUUUGGAGACCACUAUUGAGCCCGAAAUGACCACCACACCUACAACCACUUUGGAGACGACUAUUGAGCCCGAAAUGACCACCACACCUACAACCACUUUGGAGACCACUACUGAGCCCGAAACGACCACCACACCUACAACCAUUUCGGAGACCACUACCGAGCCCCCAACCACUACCACACCUACAACCAUUUCAGAGACCACUACCGAGCCCACAACCACCACCACACCUACAACCAUUUCGGAGACCACUGCCGAGCCCACAACAACCACCACACCUACAACCAUUUCAGAGACCACUACCGAGCAGCCAACCACCACCACACCAACCACUUCAGAGACCACUACUGAGAUGCCCACCACCACCACCACACCUUCAACCACAGGGCUGACAGACCCUUGUGAUGAGCUGGAGUGCACAGCUAGUGAGAGGUGUGGAGAGAGGAAUGGUGUCUAUGGCUGCCUCUGCAGUGAGGAACAUGACAACACUAGUGCUGAAUAUUUUGAUUCCAAGGAAAUUUGUAACGGCAGUUCAGCCACCAUUUCCUUGUCUCGCUGUCAGUUGUUUCAAAGUGGCUUCCCAUCCAAUUCAUUACACCUAAAUGACCCAAAUUGCACUGGAACAGUGCGCGAUGGCAGGGUGGAGUUUCACUUUGACAACGAUGAUCAUAUCUGUGGGACAACUCUUACGAGCAAUGGCACUCACUUCAUCUAUCAGAACACCAUCCAUGGAGAGACCUUCCCAGAGGGAGCUAUCAUUGGACGGGAGAGAAUUCUCAGUGUCACUUUCAGCUGUGCAUAUUUACUGUCUCAGUCCCUGUCUAUGUCCACUGGCAUCCGUCCACUGGAGAGCAUUCUGGGGAAGAAUCUACCAGCAGGCAUUAACCACUACCAAAUGAGGAUGAUUCCUUAUCUUGAUGCACAGUUCCAGCAGCCCUUCACAGGUUCUACAAUGGAGGUGCCUAUCAACCAGCAGGUGUAUGUGGCUGUAGAGGUUGAGGGACUGGACGGCAGGCAAAUCGCCACAGUGAUUGACUCCUGCUGGGCCACACCCAUUAAUGACCCUCUAAGCAGUGUACGCUGGGACCUUAUUGUGCAGGAGUGCCCCAAUCCUGCUGACGGGACUGUGGAGAUUCUGCAGAAUGGCGUGUCCACCAGUAGCCGUUUCUCAUUCAAGAUGUUCACAUUCACAUCAAACACCACCACCACCAUUUUCCUGCAUUGCCAGAUUCACUUGUGUGUGCUCAGUGGGAACAACUGCUCUACGUCCUGCUAUCCUGGGAAUCAGCAACGAGUUCAGAGGUCUGUUAAAUUCCAGGACACUUCUUCCAUGUCCAUUGGCCCUUUUGUCUUACAACAGACACAAACAGACACGCAAGUCCUGGAGCGGAUCUCUGUGGCCGGUGCUCCAGCUUCUGUCAGUUCUCUGCUGCCCCUGAUACUCUCAGUUGUGGCUGCAGUUGUACUGCAUUAGAGCAUCUCAGGAGCAACCAUUCCAUCUCACACUCCUUGCGUUGAACGAAAACCUCUGUAGAUCCUUAUGUCACUUCCUUACAGAUAGGUAUUUUCCCCUUGGAUUCUUAACAUACAGAUUUUUGUUAUUCUGCUUUAAUUUUACAGGGAAAUCUAUAAAUGAGUGGUACUUUGGCAGCUGCAAUGUGUGAUAUUCUUUAAAUUCAGAGCUGUCAUUACAGGUAGAACCAGUUUUUGAAUAACUUUUAGUAUUUUGCUCCUCGUACUUUAAAUAGAAUACAUAAGAAGUGGAGUCACAAUCCAGUGAAAACCAUUAAUCAGAAAUAAUUAAUUAUUGUUUAGCCACACAGAGGUGCUAAUGCUGCAUAACUAUAUUGUGAGACAAAU